This is a messenger RNA of Entamoeba dispar SAW760, 3399 nucleotides long. Its product is annotated as DNA polymerase alpha catalytic subunit, putative. The transcript has a single exon. Gene Ontology annotation, cellular component: alpha DNA polymerase:primase complex. Gene Ontology annotation, biological process: leading strand elongation; lagging strand elongation; mitotic DNA replication initiation. The record is from RefSeq and is a predicted model, not a curated record. Bases 1 to 3399 code for a protein of 1132 amino acids. Gene Ontology annotation, molecular function: DNA-directed DNA polymerase activity; pyrimidine nucleotide binding; DNA replication origin binding. Lineage: Eukaryota; Evosea; Mastigamoebida; Endamoebidae.
AUGUCACGAAGACAUCAAAAUGAAAAGGACCAAGCACUUGAACUUCUAGAAAAAGCUCGAGAAGGCAAAAUCGAUAUGGAAGAAGUAGCAAUAAAUUGUAUUGCACAAGAUGGAUUCGAUGACAUUGAUGAUAUUGAUAUUGAAGAUUUAAAGAAUGAAAACAUUAAAGAAGAAUCAAAAGAAGAGGUUGGAGGUAAGAAGAUGGUCCAACAAAAGUUAGUUAUUGAAGGAAAAAUUAAUCCAGAAAUUAAAGAAAUGAUUAAAGAAAAAACCGAAAUUACUAUUUCAAAAGAAAAGGCUCCACCAAUCAAAUUACCAAAAAAAUUUAUUCUUAAUGUCCCUAAAAGAACAGACGCUAAUAUAUUAAAAAAUGUCCCAACACAAAAUUUAGAUUUCUUCUAUAUUGAUUUAGUAAGUGUUACUACAAUGAAGGGUUGUGUCUUUUUAAUAGGAAAAGUAAAAGGAGAUAAUGGAUUUAUUUCUUGUUCAAUUCUUGUCAAAGGUAUUAGAAGAGUUUUGUUUGUUGAACCAAAAAAAGAAUUUAUCAAUAAGCCAAAAGAAGUGAUAGAAGAAUUAAAGAAAUAUUAUAAAUCAACAAAUGUAGUUUUUGCAGAAGCGACAAAAGAAAUGAUUAUUAAUCCACAGGACACAAAUGACAAUAAAGAGUUAUUAGAAAAAAAAGUUAUCAAAGGGAUUCAGGUUGAAUGUUAUUUUGAUGAUAAAGAAUUAAAUGAUACUGGAAAAACUUAUGAAAAAGUUUAUCAAAAAACAUUGACAUGUGAAGAAGUCUUUCUUAGUAAUUAUUCAAUAUUUGGUCCAUCUUGGAUUAAAUUUAAUGGAUUAACUGUUGUACGUACUUCUGUAGAACAAAAGUCAUGGUGUUUAAGAGAGUAUAUUUUAGACCUCAAAAAAGUUAAUCCUAAAACGUCAAUUAAAACUUCUAUAACAAACACAAUGAUUCCUCCCUUAAAUAUUUGUUCUAUUGAAACAAUUUGUUUAAAUGAAGAGAAAACAAAAAAACCAAUGAUGGUCUCAUUAGAUGUAGUUAAAAGUGUUCCUAUGAGUCAUAGUAUGAAAGCAUGGAGAGAUGAUAUUUAUACAUUUUAUAUAAAUCAAGGAGUUAAAUGUUCAAAAGGAAUGGAAGCAAAAGACCAAAAAGAACUUUUGUUAAAAGUAUGUAACUUCAUUCAACAACAUGACAUUGAUCUGAUUAUAUCACAUGAUAUGACAACAACAUUAAUGCCAUUUUUUGAUACUAUUGAAUCAUCAGGGGAAGUUUCUGCUUAUUCUAAAUUUGGAAGAUUAAAAAGAACACUUACUAACACUAAAUCAAAAGAUAAUAAAGAUAAUACCUUUGCAGGAAAAAUAUUUUUUUCUGGAAGAUUAUUAGCGGAUACGUUUGUGUUAUCAAAAGAAUUUUUAAGGUCAGAAAAAAUUAAUGAUUUAAAUACUCUAACUAGUCAUUAUCUUGGAAUUCAAAGAGAAUAUAAUAUUGAUGAUUUGACAUGUUCAAGUGAUAUUGAAUUUGCAUUACAAGAUAAAACUAAAAUUGAUAGUAUUAGAAAUUAUCUUGAAGAAAAUUCUAGGUUAGUUAUAAAACUUUGUAAUCAAAUGAAUGCAAUUGCAAUGACAAAAGAAUUAACUAAUUUGGCUGGUAAUAUUUGGAGUCAUUCUUUCUUUGGAAAGAGGGCAGAACGAGUUGAGUAUUUACUUCUUCAUGAAUUUAUUAAACAAACAACAUUGUAUAUUUUACCAGAUAAAAAGUUUGGGGAAGGAAGCCAACAUAAAAAAUAUGCUGGUGGUUUGGUUUUAGAACCUGUCAAAGAUUUUUACUCAGACCCAAUUUUAUUAAUAGACUUCAAAUCAUUAUACCCAUCAAUUAUUAUGGAAUUUGGUGUUUGUUUUCUUAAUUCUCAACUUGGAGGAGAAAAUAAUAAAUCAAUGUUACCAGAAAUUAUUAAAAAACUGGUUAUGAGAAGAAGACAAAUUGUAAGUGAAAUGGAAAAGUUAGGAGAUAAAGAUGAAAUUAAAAAAGCACAAUUAAAUACACAACAACUAUCUGUAAAAGUAAUGACUAACUCUAUUUAUGGUUGUCUUGGUUUUAAAGGAAGUAGAUUUUAUUGUCAAAAAAUUGCUGAGUGGAUUACUGGUAAAGGAAGAACUAUUUUAACAAAUACAUGUGAACAGGUUCAAAAAAUGGAUAUCCAAGUAAUUUAUGGAGAUACUGAUUCAUUAAUGGUUAGACCACCAAAAAUUAGUUUGAAAGAUUUAAAGAAUUUUGGUAAUAAUUUAUGUGCACAAAUUAAUAAAAGUUAUAAAUCAUUAGAAAUUGAAAUCGAUGCUAUAUUUGAAAAAUUAUUAUUAUUAAGAAAGAAGAGAUACGCUGCUACAAUGAUUCUUGAUGGAGGUAAAAAGAAAAAAGAAUUAAAAGGAUUAGACGUUGUAAGGAGAGAAUGGUGUCCAUUAUCUAAAGAAAUAGGAUAUUAUUGUAUAGACUUAAUACUGUCUGAUCCAGGAUUAGUUAAAAUGCAACAAAUAUUAGAAACUUAUUUUAAAAAUAUAGCAGAAAAAUUAAGAAGUGGUAAAGUUGAUAUUCACCAAUUAGUUAUUACUAAAGGACUGAACAAAGAUCCUCAAUCAUAUCCACAAAAAAUUGAUCAUGUAGCUGCUGCAUUAAAAUCAAGUAAACACUAUAAGGCUGGAGAUCAAAUUAAAUACUUAAUUGAAAAAGGAGAUAAUACAAAGUCAAGUAGUGAUAGAUCAAUUCCACUUGAUGUUGUUGAAAAAUUAGAUAAAUUUGAACCUGAUUAUGAAUAUUAUUUAGAUACACAAAUUUAUGCACCAGUUUCAAGAUUAUUUGAAGUAUUUCCUAGUAUAAAUAUUAAAAUUAGAGAAUGGCUUGGAUUAAGUCCAACAACAACUUUGUAUAGUAGAAUUGCUGUGACAGCAAAUAAAAGUGGUUCAUGGUUAGGUUUUGAAAUUGAAUGUGGUGAAUGUAAAAAAGUAUUUACAUAUAGAGCAUAUCAAGAAAGGGACAUGAAAUGUAGGUGUCCAGAAUGCAAGAAAUUAUAUACAUCUACUGAUUUAGUUUCUAAAGGAAAACAAUACAUGGAAAAGGUAUUAGAUGAUUAUUUAAAACAAAAAGUUUCUUGUAAUGAUUGUGGAAAAAUUUAUACAAAGGCUGGAAAUAAUGCAGUUUAUGAUGACUCUUUUGAUUGUUGUGGAAAGAAUUAUGAAUUUAAUAUUAAAAAGAAUGAUAUCAUUGAAAAAUUAACAAGUCUUUAUGUUAUUACAUCAUCAAGACUUAAUGACCAACAAAAAAUUGAUUAUGAUAUUGAUGCAUUACAUUCAUCAGUAAAAGGAUUUUUAGAUAAACCAUGUUUACAAAGAGGAAGAUAA